Molecule: messenger RNA, 381 nt
Organism: Porites evermanni
Lineage: Eukaryota; Metazoa; Cnidaria; Anthozoa; Scleractinia; Poritidae
Source: the annotation of a GenBank genome assembly
AUGAGCAGAAAGUCUUUCGUCAAAAUCGGGCGUGCUCACCGUGCUCCGAAGCAAUUAAAAGACAACAGGAAAAGUCCAGGACCGAUCCACGUAGCCUUCGUGAGAUACCCGGAUAAGAUGAAGAUUUUGGCGAACGCUGCAGCUAGACUUAAACAUAAUUCGUUUGAUGGAAAUUUAAUCGGAUUUGGAGUUGACUUCUCAAAAGAAACCCAAGAACGCCGAAAAGCUCUUGUUCCUUUCAAGAAACAUCUUCAAAAGAAGCUAGAAGGGAAAGAAUGUAAGGUCUUCAUCGCCUACCCUGCCACGCUAAAGUAUUUGGACUCAAAGGGCAAGGUUGAGGCGGUAAACAACGAAGAGCUGAAGAAAAUGGAAUGCGAAUGA